CGGACUGCAGUUUGUAAGCAAUAAAUGGGUUUUAAACUUUAUUUCUCCCCUUGACUGAUUUGGGUUUUAGAAGUAUUUUGUCCUGCGAUUUCCUCUUCCCGGACUUACAGUAUUUUACCAAAAAAAAAACCAUUGUGGGCAGUAUUUUAAAUAUAGAUUCUCCAGAUGUCUGGAUAACAGAAAAGCUGCAGUACCAUCUCUUGAAUGUGACUUUACCGUUUUAAUAAUAGGCGUCCAUCUCUGUAGAGUGAGUUUCUGAUUAGAGCAGCUGCCCCCAGAUAACUUCUUAGCCCCAGUGUAGCUUAAACAAAAUCGUAUACAUUUCAUUCAGCCUUGUAUUUGCACUUUGAAAGUACAUUUACAAAAACCCAGCCCCAUUAUAUAAAACAAGUAAGAAGACUUCGUCUGGAUGGUGUCCUCUACUCUGAUCAGCUGAGUUUGUACGUACAUUAGAAAUCUUAGGUAGGAGUCAUUAACUGAGAAUUAUACAUCAGUGACGCAGAACAUAAGGGUCUAGGACUCUUAAUUUUGCUCUUUGUCCCAUGACCAGAGAGGAUGUGAGACGAGAGCUGGAGAGAUUUUCCCCAGUGAUUUAAAGUUUCAGGGCCCCUUGUUUUAAGAGAGAAGGACUGAAAGCUGACACGGCUCUCUUAUCUUUGCCACCCCUUAGCUACUCCCCAUAAAAUGCACUGGGAGCCAAACAAUGCUGAGUCUUCAGCCCAGGCAGGAAGGGUAGACUGAGAUAAAGAGGGAUGGUAACAGGAAACUGGCUGGAGUCAUUCACUCACCCUCCCAUUUCAGAGUGCUGACUACUAAUGCUUUGUUUAAACUCCUGUCCUGUGCCGGCUGGAAAUAGCUGUGGCUUCACUACACCUGUUAACAGGGCAGUAGGACCCUCAGGGCCGGGGAGAGAUAAUCUUGAAAGGUGAAAGGCUUCCUGUGCUGUCCCUCCUUUACUCCUCAGAGGAAUAUAUCUUCAGCUAUCAGCUACACCAGGAUGUUCUUAAAAACCCAAGUAAUAAUCCCAUUUUUGGGUUAACUGUGUGGUAUAUUACUCUUCCAUUGCUUUUCUGUUUGUUUUCAUACAUACAUAUUUACCUGUAGAAAUAUAUAGCUUUAUUAUGUUUUACUGUUUUCACAUGCAUCUGUUUUGUCUAGUUUUUAAAAAAUUACUUACUUUUGUAUUACUAUGGAAAGAUUUUUUAUUCAUCUGUCUUGUUAAUUUGAAGUCACAGUACGACUGCCACAGUUUAUAUCACUAUCCCCUACUGAUAAUGAUUGUUAUUUCCAGUUGGUCUCACUGCAGACAGGGCUACCUUAAACGUCCUGAUAAGUGCUUCUUAGUGCUCAUGGUACAUUUCUCAGGGGUAAAUCCCAAGACGGACUCUGAGGCUCUCCAGACGCCCACAUCCACUGACGGUCCCACCUUCCGUAGCAAUUUCCCCAUAGCUUUUCCCAAAUUGAUACUAGUAUUCAAAAUGCUUUCCCAUUGAUGGCAUAAAACAAAAUGACCUGUUAUCUUUGUUUUUCCAGUUACUACUAAGGUUAAAUAUUUGUUGUUUGUAUUUUUCUGACUUGACUCAACAUUUUAUUGGACUUUUUGCAAUUUUAAGAUAUUUUAUAGGAUUAAAGUAUAUAUUCUUCAUUAUAAAAGUUAGAAAUUUUUCUUGGUCAGUUGCUUUUUAAAUGAACAAGUAACUUAGGUUUACAGGCCCAUUGCCAAGAAGGUACAGAGAACUCCACAUACUCUUAACCCAGUUUGUUUCCUUAAAUAUUACUGUCUGUAUUUACCCACUCAGGCUGCCACAGUACAAUGUCCCGACUGGGGGGCUUAAACAGCAAGGACUUCUUUUUCUCAGAGUUCUGGGAUUUGGAGUCAAGCUGCCAGCAGGGUUGGUUUCUGGGGAAGCCUCUCCUCCUGGCUUGCUGUGUCCCCACGUGGCUCUUCCCCACGUGGGUGCAGAGGGAGAGCAAGCUCUGGUGUCUGUCCACUUAUGAGGACACCGGCCCUGCUGGUUUAGGGCCCCACCCUUAUGACCUCACAUCUCCAAACACAGCCAAACUUGAGACACAUUUAAAAUAUUUUUCUAGUGUAUCUCUUAAUUUUUUGUGUUUGUUGCCAUGAAGACCAUCUAAAAAAUGUUUAUUUCUUUGAGAAAGGUCUUCCCCCAGUUGGAGAGUGCAAGAAAUAAAUCAUGGUUUUGUUUUUUUACAUGUAAAGUCCUUGAUCCUUGUGGAAUUUUAGAAUAAGGUUAGGAGGUAUGCAAGUUUAUUUUUGAGGCAAAAAUGUAUAUAUUGUGAUAUAUAGUGUAUAUUAUAUAUAUGGAUAGAAAUUACGAAUAAAAUAAUUGUUGGGAAAGAAUUGCUACUGUAUUGCUUCUUCAUUUUAAGGGAGAGUCCUUACAAAUUUAUUGACAGAUUAACACGUUUCUGUAGGAAACUUGGAAGAAUAAUAAUCACUAUAUAUGACAAAACUGGGACCAUCCUCAUACUAUGUCUUUAAUUUUUUGCCUCACUGGAGACCAACAUAGGAACACAGGUGUAGAAAAUAACUGGGUCUUUAGUAUUGUGUCGGUGUUUUCCAGCCAUUCCAAUAAUUUCCUGCGCUGAAGCAGGAAGCUGUUAAAGGAGUGAAGGGCCGUAGGCGUGCCUCUAACUCGUGAAGUUCUAACGGAGACGCCGCACUCGCCGCGAGCCCGCCCCGCCUACCCCGUCCGCAGCGCCCCUAGCGGCGGGCGGGCCGCGGGCUGUUGCGCGUAGGGUCCGCGAGGAGCUGGUCUCCUCCUGCAGGGGCCUGAGUCGUUGCCGGUUUUCUCUAGCCCCGCGCUGCGAGCCUCGCAUCCCAGCCGGAGCGGGGUUGGGGCGGAGCAGCCGGUGACCGAGGCUCCCACGCCGCCGCCGCCUUCGGGGCCGCUCGGGCAGCUUUGAGCUUCCGGGGGUGGCGCGCUGCCCGGCGCUAGGGUGGGGGCCGAGGGGCGUCGCUGGGCGGCCGGAGGUCCGGGUGUGGCCGCCUCUCCCCGCGGCGGUGGCCCCCAGACCGGCCUGUCGUCAGAUGCUCUGGAGUCAUGGGCCGGCCGCGCGCCCGCGCCCCCCUGGUGGCCGAGGUGCUCGGAGAUCGCCUUUGUUUUGCCAUUCUCUACAGCAGACCAAAGAGUUCAUCAAAUGUACAUUAUUUCAGCAUAGAUAAUGAACUUGAAUAUGAGAACUUCUACGCAGAUUUUGGACCACUCAAUCUGGCAAUGGUCUACAGAUAUUGUUGCAAGAUAAAUAAGAAAUUGAAGUCCAUUACUAUGAUAAGGAAGAAGAUUAUUCACUUUACUGGUUCUGAUCAGAGAAAACAGGCAAAUGCCGCUUUCCUUGUCGGAUGUUAUAUGGUUAUAUAUUUGGGGAGAACUCCAGAAGAAACAUAUAGAAUAUUAAUGUUUGGAGAUACAUCCUAUAUUCCUUUCAGAGAUGCCGCCUAUGGGAGCUGCAGUUUCUUCAUUACACUUCUCGACUGUUUCCAUGCGGUGCAGAAGGCACUGCACUAUGGCUUCCUUAAUUUCAACUCAUUUAACCUUGAUGAAUAUGAACAUUAUGAAAAAGCAGAAAAUGGAGAUUUAAAUUGGAUAAUACCAGACAGAUUUAUUGCCUUCUGUGGUCCUCACUCAAGAACCAGGCUUGAAAGUGGUUACCACCAACAUUCUCCAGAGGCUUAUAUUCCAUAUUUUAAGACUCACAACGUCACUACUGUUAUUCGCCUGAAUAAAAGGAUGUAUGAUGCCAAACGCUUUACGAACGCUGGUUUCGAUCACUAUGACCUUUUCUUUGCGGAUGGCAGCACCCCCACAGAUUCGAUAGUCAAAGAAUUUCUGGAUAUUUGUGAAAAUGCCGAAGGUGCCAUUGCAGUACAUUGCAAAGCUGGCCUUGGACGAACGGGCACUCUGAUUGCCUGCUACAUCAUGAAGCACUACAGGAUGACGGCCGCCGAGACCAUCGCGUGGGUCAGAAUCUGUAGACCUGGAUCGGUGAUUGGGCCUCAGCAGCAGUUUCUGGUGAUGAAACAGACGAGCCUCUGGUUGGAAGGUGACUAUUUUCGUCAAAAGUUAAGGGGUCAGGAGAAUGGAAAACACAGAGUCGCUGUCUCAAAACUCCUCUUGGCUGUUGAUGACAUUUCAAUCAGUGGGGUCAAGAAUCAAGACAAGCAGGAACCUGAACUGUACAGCGACGAUGACGAAGUCAGUAGCAUGACACAAGGGGACAGACUUCGGGCCCUGAAAAGCAGAAGAAAAUCGAAACCAAACGCUCUUCCCCUCACUCUGCAUGACUUUGAAAUGCUUCAGGAUGACAGGUGCUCCAUCCACACUGGAACACCCAGGUCCGCCCGCCCCCACGACUUGCCAGCACCACAUGGUGUGGGGCCAGGGGAAGACUGCCGUCACCUCCGGAGUACCCGUGUCCCCGUGAGCAGAGAAGGACUGAGACGUGCACACCCCAGGGACAGGCAGCUGGCCUGCUCGGGCUGUGAGGGGCUUGCCUUGCACGCGAUGCAAAUGCCAAACGCUUAUCAGCAACACGGAGCCAAAGAUGAACUUUUCAAAGGAGCCCGGCCGGGCAGUAAAACCUUCCAACACAGAUACCCUCCCCAGGGCCAAGGCGCCCCAUCGCCAGCCCUGCAGAGGCAGGAGGGAGUCUCCCUGUCUGUGAGGCACCCCCAGCCCAGGCCCUGGCACUGUCACCCUGGCAGGCGGGCCGGCGCGACAUUCAGUUCUGGAGGGACCACAUCAGCCUUGGACCCCGCAUACCUGGCUUUGCAGUUCAGACAUCCUUAUCUUCGCUUUUCAAGUCUUGAAGCCUGCCUCGUUGUUAUGGGGCUAAUUGGCUUAAUGUAAGUUACCAGCUGGAAAUGUGCCCUGCCUCAUGACAAGUGUGCCCCCCAAAGGCCCAAGCACCUCCAAGGAGCUUGGCCUUCCCAGGGGCACACUGGGGUCUGUUAGGCCUUGCCUCAGGGAAGCCCGAAUAUGCACUCCACCCACGGCCCGGUUUUCCCUGUGGCAUGUCAGGGUUCCCCUGCUCUGCCUCUCCUGUCUUGACUGGCACCCACAGGACAAAACCCACCAUCCAUCUGCCCCACCAGCCUGACGGGUAGCCCCCAUGGGCGAGUGGAGCCCUCCGCAGGCUCGGAAACACCCGGCCCCAAGACGGCCACCUGGCACAGGAGCCCUCGGUGUGUUUGGGAAGACAAGUGUUUGCAGAUACAUGAACCCAGUGCCACAGGCUUUUCAAGUGUUACAGCCUGAGGGGACUUCAGAGGGAUGUUCUGCCAUCCUCAGAGCCAAGGUGAGGUGGAGCAACUGAAUGUGACACUGUGAGCCUGCCGGGUGAUGAUAGCCUCAUGUUGAACCAGCUCAUCAUUGUGGCUGAGCCCGACAUUCAUAUUCAUGCUAAGACUCAGAUCAGGGAACUUAGGUCCGCUAUCUUUUCCAGAGAGGGGGAA
Manis javanica (Malayan pangolin) is the source of this 5476-nucleotide messenger RNA. It is a transcript of the gene CDC14B, whose product is annotated as cell division cycle 14B. The record is from RefSeq and is a predicted model, not a curated record. Gene Ontology annotation, biological process: protein dephosphorylation. Lineage: Eukaryota; Metazoa; Chordata; Mammalia; Pholidota; Manidae.